AAGAGGAGAGCAUGUCAUUUAACGGCACUUCCCUCCUUCCCUCAUCCACAACACUUGAUUUAGAAAAAACUGUGUUUUGGGGUCUUUAUGGUUUGUACUUUCAAAAGCAUGAUUGCGGUGAAUAAUGUCGGAUCUCCUGAAGCAGAACCUCCUCUCAGAAGCCGCUGGGUCCUCCUCCUGCUUCUCCUGAUUCUUAUUUACGGUUCCCACGCUCCCCUCAUCUCGCUCACCAAAGUGGACGGUCAGGUUCCCUUCAGCCCGUCGUCAUGUGUGGUUCUGAUCGAGUUGGCCAAGCUUCUGGUCUCAUUCGCCUCCCUGUUGGCAUCUGGGAAUCUUUCCGCCCUCAAAGCGUCAGUGUCUGUGACGACGGUGACGCCGUACGCCGUUCCUGCCGUGCUUUACGCUUUCAACAACAACCUGGUGGUGUUCAUGCAAGCCUACAUGGACCCCAGCUCCUUCCAAGUGCUCAGUAACCUGAAGAUCGUGUCCACCGCUCUCCUUUACACGUCCUGCCUGGGGAAGCGUCUCCGGCGCGGGCAGUGGUUCGCUCUCGGGAUGCUCGUGGGCGCCGGCGUCUCUCACAGCUACUCCGGUUUAGAUCGGGAGCCAUCAGAGGAGGACCAAUCCGCCAGCAGGCUUCAUAUUACAUCCUGGGGUUUGCUGUUGGUGCUUGUGUACUGUUUUAUCUCAGGAUUGGCUGCCGUCUACACCGAGCGGGUGCUGAAAACCCAACGGCUGCCUUUGAGUCUCCAGAAUUUGUUUCUGUACGUCUUCGGCGUGGCCAUCAAUCUGGCGUCGCAUGUGUCCGGCGGCGGGCGGCAGGGCUUUUUAGAGGGAUUCUCCCCUCUCGUUUGGCUCAUUAUCGCGGGACAGGUCGCUAACGGGCUCCUUAUGUCCGUCAUCAUGAAACACGGAACGGGAAUCACGCGGCUUUUCGUCAUAUCUUCUUCUAUGCUGGUAAAUGGUGUGUUGUCUUGGGGGCUUCUGGGAAUACAGCUCACACCUUACUUCCUGUUUCCUGUUGUGCUGAUUGGAUGGGCUGUGUACCUGUAUUACAUGUAGAGCGGACGACACCAACAGAUAAAUAAAUAAAUGGCCUUUACAUUAUCCGUAUACUAAAGCAAAUUGUUGAAAUAUAUAUAUUUUUUUUUUGGGAGAUAUGUAGUUUUAUUAAGUUGACAGCAUAUCUGAGUAACACUUCACACACAUUUUUGUUUUUAAUGUUUCAUUAAUAUCUUGUGCGUUUUGUAAAAAAAUAAUAAUGGGGUGUACUCCACUGAGGACAACCACAAAAGACUUCAUUGCAUUUGCUUUUUUAUCGGUCUUUAUGCAUGAACCACAGCUCUAAUUAUUUAAUUUCCCUCUUCUGUUUAUUAUUAUUAUUAUUAUUUUCUCAACAUGUGCCCUAAAAUAUCUCUGUUGCCUUAGAAGUGCAUCUUACUGUGAAUGGACAUCAUCUCAUGGGGACUGAAUGUGUGCGGAUUUGCUGUUUUUAUUUAUAUGCAUCUGUCAGUAUUUAUUUUGAUUAAAUGUGUUGAAAUGAAUACGACUUGUCCAGCGCUCAUAUUUAAGACUGAUUUAUGCAAAUAAAUGUAUAUGGACUUGGUAACAUA
Messenger RNA from Pimephales promelas (fathead minnow), 1613 nucleotides. The record is from RefSeq and is a predicted model, not a curated record. NCBI's taxonomy places the organism in Eukaryota, Metazoa, Chordata, Actinopteri, Cypriniformes, Leuciscidae.